CGCGCUCGAUGCAGUCUGCCUGAUGCCCACUCGCUCCACCCGCAACAAGCAGCCCCAGCCUCCCACCGCCGCCGCUCCUCCUCCCGCUCCCUCCGCCUCGGACCCCGACCACCCUCCCGCCGCCUCUCGUACGCGCAAGCGCAAGAGCGUCGCCUUUCAAGAUCCCGCCGACGAGCCACCAGCUCAGCAACCCGAGCCCGAGCAGCAGCCCCAGCCCGCCCCGAGGAGGUCUCGCCGCACGUCGACCGCCACCGCUUCGGCCGCCAGCAGCAGCAGCGCGACUACCUCGGCCGCCAGCCUCUCCGCCAAAGCCGCAGGCAAGCGCCGCGCCGUCUCGCCCUCGACCGCCGCCGCCGACGGCCCUCCCCCACCCGCCGACUCGUCCUCGUCCGCUGCGCCCAAGCGCCGCAAGCUGUCGCACGUCGCCAUCGACACCCCCUCGACCAACGCUCCCUCGACCGACAGCCUCCGUACCCUCCGCACCCGCUCCUCUCGCCGCACCGCCGCGACUCCCGCCUCGACCUCGACAGCCGCCGCGAGCCAGCACAAGAAGAAGACCCGCUCGUCCGCCGCCGCAUCCUCGUCGUCGUCCAAGGCCGCCACCCUCCACAAGCCCUCAUCCGACAUGCCCCGCAAGGGUACUCGCGCCACUCGCGCCGCCAAGGCGAAAGCCCGCGCCAUGGACGACGACGACGACCUCUCGCUCGACGCCCACCUCGCCGACGACUACAGCGACGAUGACGAGACGGGUGACGUCGAGAUGGACGACGCGCCCGUCAAGAAGCGCGGCACCUCGGCCCAGUCGAAGCGCAAGUCGAGCGCGACGGCCGCCGCAGCCGAUGCCGCGCCAGUCGCAGAGCCCGUCGCCGCCGUCGCCACCGAGUCGAGCGUAGCGGCGGCGUCGACAGUCGCAGACGAGCCGCGCGCCGCCGUCGUCGACAGCGAGGACGAGGAGGGCGAUGCGCACUCGGACGAGGAGGACGAGGACAGCGUGUCCGAUGAGGACGACGAGGGCGACGAGUUUGACGACGAUGACGACGAGGAGAUCGAGGAGUACGAGACGUCGCUCGGCCUCCACGGCGAGGAGCGCGGCGAGUACAGCGACGAGGAGGACACCGUCGACGCGCCGCGCACGUCCAACGCCGACGGCGACCCGCUCGCGUCGUCCCAGGCCCUCGCCGACGAGGAGGCCGACGCCGAGGCGGAAGCCGAGGCCCUGUUCGGCGCCCUCGCCGGCGCGGCAGGUCGUUCGGGCGACGGAGCCGCAGGCGGUGCCGGCGCAGGCGGCGGCGCCCUGUCGGCGUUCCGCGCCCUGCAGGGCAUGCUGUCGGGCAUGUCGACGCGCCUCAAGGGACUCCUCGCGUCGCUCAAGGCGACCGACGGCGACGGCACGGCCAAGCUCCUCGCGCUACAAGAACUCGCCGAGCUCCUGUCCAUCUCGACCGAGGACACGCUCGCCGGCUACUUCCAGAUCGAGGCCUUCUCGAAGGAGCUCGUCGCCAUCGUGCGCGGCGACUCGAACGGCAUGGGCAAGGGCGUCGGCGGCGGCGGUGGCGGCGGCGACGGCGCCAUGACGGUCGAGGAGGCGAUCGCGUUCGGGCUCGACCCGGCCGAGGUCGGCGCAGGCGGCGGCGGCGGCGGCGGGUCGGACGACAACGACGAGCAGAUGAUGCUCCUCGCGUGCCGGUGCCUCGCCAACCUCAUGGAGGCCCUCCCGGGCUCGGCGCACUCGGUCGUGUACGCCGGCGCGGUCCCGGUCCUGUGCGACAAGCUCAAGGACAUCCAGUACAUCGACCUCGCCGAGCAGACGAUGAGCACGCUCGAGAAGAUCAGCGAGGAGGUGCCGCACGCCAUCGUCCGCGAGGGCGGCCUGUCGGCCCUCCUCACGUUCCUCGACUUUUUCUCGUUCCACGUCCAGCGCACGGCCGUCACGGCGGCGGCCAACUGCUGCCGGUCCCUGUCGCUCGACUCGUUCGACCGCGUCGUCGAGGUCAUGCCCAUCUUCAAGAACGUCCUCGGCUACUCGGACCAGCGCGUCGUCGAGCAAGGGUGCCUCGCCGUCGUCCGCAUCGUCGACUCGUACCGCCACUACCCGGACAAGCUCGAGCAGCUCCUGACGGCCGACCUCCUCAAGGCCGUCCGCGCCCUCCUCAACCCGGACUCGACGACGGUCGGCGUCUCGACCUACACCCAGAGCCUCAAGAUGCUCACGACCGCCGCCCGCGCGAGCCCCGCCGUCGCCAUCAGCCUCGUCGAGCUCGACAUCGCCCAUACGCUGUACCACCUCCUGACGGGCGUCGCCCCGCCCGAGUGGACGAGCGACGACGCCGGCCGGCAGGUCCUCUCGCGCGAGACGACGGCCAAGGACGACAUGCUCGUCAUGCAGAACCUCGUCCAGCGGCCCAAGGAGCAGAUCGCCGAGGCCCUGUCGUGCGCCGCCGAGCUCCUCCCGGCCCUGCCCAAGGACGGCGUGUUCGACUCGCGCGCGUUCACGCCGGGCAAGGAGUCGCGCUCGUCGUCGCGCGCCGGCAAGGCGAGGAAGGAUGACUCGGCGGCACCCGUCGCCGCCGUCGCCGUCAAGCGCGAGCAGGAGACGCCCGACCUCGCCGCUGAAGCUUCGGCGUCCGGGUCCUCGUCUUCGGCCGCCGCGGCCGCAGCAGCAGCAGCGCCGUCGGCCUCGGCAGACCUCGCCGGCGACGUCAAGAUGGAGGCGGUCGACGAGCCCGUUCCCGCCGUCGCCGCGCUGCGAGCGCCCGCCAUCGCGCGCACGGCGUCGUCGACCUCGUCGCGGUCCAAGCGCUCGCGCGACCCGAACAAGGACGCCCUCGCCGCCAAGCGCCUCGAGCUCGUCGCCGUCGACGCGCCUGCGGCCCGCAAGCUCGUCUUCCAGCGGCUCGUCGCCCUCCUCCUGCCGACGCUCGUCGACGUCUCGGCCGCGUCCGUCUCGCCCCAGGUCCGCUCCAAGGCGGUCCUCGGCCUGCUCAAGAUGGUCCACUUCAGCGAGCCGCAGCCGCUCACCGAGGUCCUCAACACGGUCCCGUUCGCCGCCUUCAUCUCGGCCAUCCUGUCGAGCCGCGAGCACCAGCCGGCCCUCAUCACCAACGCGCUCCAGCUCGUCGAGCUCCUCCUCGUCAAGAUGCCCGACGCGUACCAGUACACGUUCCGCCGCGAGGGCGUCAUGCACGAGAUCGACCGCCUCGCUAACGAGGAGCUCGGCAGCGCCGCCGCCACCUCGAACAAGUCGAAGCGCUCGUCGCCGGCCCGCACCCCUCGCGGUGACGAGCCUGCCGCCGCUCCCGGUCCCGCGUCCAACCUGUCGCGCGUCCUCCAGUCGGCCCCUGUCGCCGCCGCCGCCGCCGUCGUCGCGCCGGCCUUGACGCCGGUCGAGGCGCAGGCCAAGGACGCUGUUACGCUGCGCGCCCGUCACCUGCGCGCCUCGUACGGUGCGCCCGACUCGGAGCCUGCCCUGCGCGCCCAGAGCGUCCUCGAGCGCAUCAAGGCGCUCGUUCAGCACCUCGAGAAGGUCGCCGCGUCGGGCUCGGGCUCGAGCGGCGGCGACGCGAUGGAGCGCGAGGCCAAGGAGGCGCUCGACGAGAUCGCCGGCCUGUUUGCCGACGAGAAGAACCCGCUCAGCAGCUUCGAGAUGGUCGAGAGCGGCCUCGUCGAGGGCCUCCUCAAGUUCGCGACCGAGCCGGGUUCGGGUUCUCUCACGCCGACCAAGCGCCAGGAGCUCAUCGCCCGAGCGUUCAUGCCGCAGCUCGCCGGCGGCAGCGCGACGCCCGCGUUCGCGGCCCUCGUCAAGCGCCUCCAGGAGAGCCUGAGCCGCCUCGAAGAGUUCGAGGUCGUCGUCGCCGCCCAGAACGCCAACGAGGUCGAGUCGCGCCGCAGCGGGACGUCCAUGCUCGGUCGACAGCUCAAGCUUCGCCUCAUCGCCGAGGACCCCGACAUCCCGCGCUCGUGCACCAACAUCGUCGUCUCGAUCCACGCCAUCGCCACGUUCGAGUCGUUCAACUCGUACCUUCGGCCGCGCAUCCUCGCGGCGCAGGCGGCGCAGGCGGCGCAGGCGGCGUCGGGCUCGGCGGCAGGAGGAGGAGCAGGUGGCGGCGGCGGCGGCGGCGCCGAUCUCGGCGACGCCUCGGCGCUUGCCGCCGCCCUCGCCGGCGCUUCCACCUCGGCGUCGGGCGCAUCAUCGUCGUCGUCGGCCGCCACCGCGUCGGCGCCCAAGGCCAAGCCGGCGUCGCCUAAGCGCAGGCGCAGCUCGAGGUUGAGCGGCAAGGGCAUCGACUUGGACGAGGAGGACGAGGCGCCAGCACCGUCGACGAGCAAGGCUGCCGAGAAGCCCGACGCCGACAACGAGCUCAUGGACGAGGACCCGUGCGAGGACGACGAGGAGGCGCUUCGCCGCGAGAACGAGGACCUCUUUGCUGGCGCUCUCGAGGCCCCGCAACAGCCUCGCGAGGACAAGCCCGUCAGCCUCGAGGUCUCGGGCGAGAAGGUCGUCGCCAAGACGCCCGACGGCACCCGGGUCGCGACGCCGCAGCCGGCCAAGCCUGCCGAGGCCGCAUCGUCCUCGUCCCGGCCGUCACCGGCGCCGACCCCGCAGAAGCGCGCCUCGUACGCGGCGGCGCUCAAGGCCGAGCCGACCGACUUCCACCUCGAGUUCUCGCUCGGCGGCCACGACGUCGACCUCGACACGACCGUGUACGGCGCCGUCCACCGCUACGAGAGCCAGCAGCCGGCCGCUCUGCGCCGCCAGAUGUGGUACAACGUGUACGACGUCAAGUACCGCAAGGUCGACGGCGCGGCGAGGCCCGACGAGGACGACGCCAACGCGCUCGGCGACCGCCGUCGCCGCGAGGGCUCGAUCUUCUCCAACAUGCCCCAGUCGAUCCCGACGGGCUCGCAGCAGGCCAAGAUCCUCCAGCUCCUGCACGUCCUGCGCACGGUCAGCGCCGACUUUGGCGACGUCGCCGGCGGCGCCGUGCAGCCGGCCGGGCUCGCCGACUCGGCGUUCGUGAACAGCAAGCUCACGGCCAAGCUCAACCGCCAGCUCGAGGAGCCCAUGAUCGUCGCGAGCGCUCGUUCCCGUUUCCUGUUCCCGUUCGACACGCGGUACACGUUCCUCCAGUCGACCUCGUUCGGCUACGCCCGCCUCAUGCAGAAGUGGGUCGGCCAGACGAGGUCCGACACGAGCCGCCGCGACGAGAACCUCGGGUUCCUCGGUCGCCUGCCGCGCCAGAAGGUCCGCAUCUCGCGCGACCGCAUCCUCGAGUCGGCUUACAAGGUCUUUGAGCUGUACGGCUCGUCGCGUGCGAGCCUCGAGGUCGAGUUCUUCGACGAGGUCGGCAGCGGCCUCGGCCCGACGCUCGAGUUCUACGCCCUCGUCUCCAAGGAGUUUGCCCGCAAGACGCUCGGCCUGUGGCGCGAGGGCGACCACGCCGACAAGUCGGACUACGUGCACACCCGCACCGGCCUGUUCCCGAUGCCGCUCGCCGACUCGACGACCGACGCCGGCAAGAAGGUCCUCAGGGUCUUCCGCAUCCUCGGCCAGUUUGUCGCCAAGGCCAUGAUGGACACGCGCAUCAUCGACGUCAACUUCAGCCGCACGCUCAUGCGCCUCGUUCUCGAGCAGGACGUCCCGCUCUCGAUCGCAAGCGUGACGGCCGUCGACCCCGAGCUCGGCUCGUCGCUGUCGCACCUCCAGGAGUACGUCGCCGCCAAGGACGAGAUCGAGGCCGACGAGGCGGCGUCCGAGGACGACCGUCGCAGCAAGCUCGACGCCGUCCAGGUCCGAGGCGCGACCGUCGCCGACCUCGUUCUCGACUUCACGCUCCCCGGCCGCAACAUCGAGCUCAAGGAGGGCGGCGCCGAGAUCCCGGUCACGCUCGACAACCUCGCCGAGUACAUCGACCUCGUCAUCGAGUGGACGCUCAAGCGCGGUAUCGAGGCCCAGGUCGCCGAGUUCCAGCGGGGUUUCUCGACCGUCUUCCCCGUUCGCGACCUGCAGACGUUCACGCCUGCCGAGCUCGUCAUGAUGACGGCAGCCGUCGAGGAGGACUGGACCGUCGAGACGCUCACCAACUCGGCCAAGGCCGACCACGGCUUCACGAUGGACAGCCGACCUGUGCGCGACUUCCUGUCGAUCAUGGCCGACUUCUCGGCAGAGGAGCGGCGCGAGUUCCUCUCGUUCAUCACGGGCUCGCCUCGCCUCCCGAUCGGUGGCUUUGGGGCACUCAGCCCGCCGCUCACGAUCGUGCGCAAGGACGGCGGCGACGCAGCGCUGCCCUCGGUCAUGACGUGCGUCAAUUACGUCAAGCUCCCGAACUACUCCUCGCGCGCCGUCGUGCGCGAGCGCAUCCUCAUGGCCGUGCGCGAGGGCGCCGACGGGUUCCACCUCAGCUAGUCCCCCUCCCUCUCUCUCCCCCUUUCUCGUCUCUCGCUUGCCCUCCUUUGAGUACUGUGCGUCCCCUCGUCGACUCUCAUCUGUGUAGAACCCCUCGCGCUUUUCCUCGCCUCCCCUUCUUGUACCGCUUGUUCGACGAUGCAAAGUCCCUCUCCUUCCUCUCCCUUCCUC
Molecule: messenger RNA, 6574 nt
Organism: Rhodotorula graminis WP1
Lineage: Eukaryota; Fungi; Basidiomycota; Microbotryomycetes; Sporidiobolales; Sporidiobolaceae
Exons: 13
Coding region: 23-6403 (2126 amino acids)
Biological process (GO): protein polyubiquitination; proteasome-mediated ubiquitin-dependent protein catabolic process
Cellular component (GO): nuclear speck
Molecular function (GO): ubiquitin protein ligase activity
Source: RefSeq, a predicted model, not a curated record